Molecule: messenger RNA, 1146 nt
Organism: Opisthorchis viverrini
Lineage: Eukaryota; Metazoa; Platyhelminthes; Trematoda; Opisthorchiida; Opisthorchiidae
Exons: 5
Coding region: 1-1146 (381 amino acids)
Biological process (GO): regulation of TOR signaling
Cellular component (GO): KICSTOR complex
Source: RefSeq, a predicted model, not a curated record
AUGACAGUUUUGCGUCCUCACCAGUGUUAUUUUCAUUUCUAUAGUCCUACUUUGGUCUACUACCCUCCGCGCAUUACUAAUACUCGCAAUUUGGAUGCCCGAACCUGGAUUGUGGGCAACGUUCGUGGUGGAGCUUUACCCACUGAGAAUCAUGUAACAGCCCAAUCCAAGUCUCCAGAUGACGUGACCGAUCCAAUCGUGGGCGUUUGCAUGGCUGACGGAACUGUUUUGUUAAUGAAUCCUGCCACCGAAGACGAAGCCGAACGAGUUCUUUGGUGCAUUCAACUUCACUUUCGUGGUGAACUGUUUGGUUUGUCGAAAGUAAACUUGACGCGCGGCCACACCGACGAAUUGUGUGUGUGUGCCUGGGAUGGGACAACCUACGUGUUUAACCAUCGGAAGCAAAUUCUUCGUUUCCCUAUGGGACAGUCUUGCCAAGCCUUUCUGGCCGGCUGGUAUGCUGUUGAACCGGGAAGAAACGAACCGGUAUUUGUUUACGCCACGUGCGAACACAGCCUGCUAAUCUACCAUAACCUCAAUGUGGAUCAUCUUGUCGAGCCGUGUCUGUUCCAUGAACUAUCAAAUGACGCAUCGAUCGCCUCCAGUCUACAGGCACUGCAGAUCGAUCUGCCCAUGUCCACCACACUAUGGACACCAUCCUCAAACUCUGGCAUAUCUAUGCUAGAGUUCAUGCAUUUUGUGGAACAGAAGCACAACUUGAACUUCGGUGGAGAUUAUCACAAAUUUUACACAUGGUCUAUUGAGCAACUGAAUCAAUUCUGGUUGGACUUUUUCUUCCACGCUUGUGUGCGCCAUUCCGUACCACCGACUCAGGCCAUAGACACAACAGCGAAAAUGUCGUCCAUUCCUAAAUGGUUUCCAGACUGUCGCUUAAACUACGCGGAGAACAUCCUGUCAGGCGGGAAACCCCCGGACGUCGCUCUUCUUGCCUUCUGCGCUGUUACGGCCGAGAAGCCUGGCCCGCUCGAGGUUCGCCCAGAAUUCGCGACGCUUGCCGGCCCGGCAUCAAGACGAGAUCUGAUUGGUCAACAAUCUGGACCCAACAGCCAAUCAGGACCCAGUAUUGACCAAAUGCCGGUUGCCAAUGGCGCUCCAGAACACGUCAGAAAUUCCAGAAAGUUAUAG